Messenger RNA from Auxenochlorella protothecoides, 501 nucleotides. RefSeq lists its product as hypothetical. The coding region runs from base 1 to 501 and encodes 166 amino acids. NCBI's taxonomy places the organism in Eukaryota, Viridiplantae, Chlorophyta, Trebouxiophyceae, Chlorellales, Chlorellaceae. The record is from RefSeq and is a predicted model, not a curated record. The transcript has a single exon.
AUGCUGAGGCAGCAACGGUGCUGUGGAAUGCAAGUCCCUCCCAUCAAAUUCUCACCAGGAUGUCUUGCUGCAAGUACGACACCGUGGGCUGGUCCUCCCUGGCUCGCUCCUCCACCACCGCCAGAAUCUCCGCGGGAAGGAAAGUGGAGUAGUGCUUUCCCGUCUCCAUCUGCAUGUGGGGUGGAGGGUUCCAGGUGGGUGCGCGCAGAGGGGGCCGGUGGAGGAGAUGUGGAUGGGGCUGGUUGUCAAGAAUGUGCCUACAAAUUGCUGCAGGUUUGCCGGCACUUGAACCACGCAGGGCCAAAUGGUGUCGGAGUGAUUGAUGCCUCCUGCGUUCAUGUCCUUCAACCUCGCAUCCAGCCACAAUACCACAGAAAAUACAGCCCUGGGCGGCCCUCGCCCAUAAUUCCACUCAAGAGCACCAUCACUGGUCCCACAGCACGCCAGAAAGCCCCUUUCCCCUCAAUAAAGGCUCCCACUCCAUCCCGCACCUGCAGGUAG